Talaromyces amestolkiae is the source of this 5178-nucleotide messenger RNA. RefSeq lists its product as uncharacterized. NCBI's taxonomy places the organism in Eukaryota, Fungi, Ascomycota, Eurotiomycetes, Eurotiales, Trichocomaceae. Bases 1 to 5178 code for a protein of 1725 amino acids. The transcript has 9 exons. The record is from RefSeq and is a predicted model, not a curated record.
AUGGAUAGUAAUUUAGGUUCUGUGACGACCACAAAGGAUGCACGUGCAGUUAUUGAAGAGGUGGCUCGGCGAAAAGGCAGCUUUACACAUGCAUUCAGACUAGAAGCAGAGGAAGAAGCCAGAAAUGGCCGCAGCAGCAUGUUGCAGUUGAUUGAGGGCGGCGAAGAAAUUCGAGAAGACUUGGCACAGACACUGAAAAUCAUAUCAACCGACCUGUAUACGAGUCGCGCGCGAUUCCUGAUGGAAGUUAUUCAGAAUGCUGACGAUAACAAAUAUGCAGAGGGUGAGACGCCAACGGUGUCUAUUACUGUCACUCCCCAACAUGUCAAGAUUGGAUGCAAUGAGGAGGGCUUCUCCAGAGAGAACAUUCUGGCGCUGUGUCGAUCGGGCCGGAGUUCCAAAAGACCUGGCCAAGGAUACACGGGCGAAAAGGGCAUCGGCUUCAAGUCCGUCUUCAAGCUCGCCAACCGGGUACACAUACGCUCUCCGCCUUACUACUUUCAGUUGGAUCAGACAAGAGAGCUCGGCAUGAUUACGCCGCAGUGGGACGAAGACUACUUUGAUAACCAUGAGAAAGAAUAUCAGACGACCAUCGUCCUAGACCACAUCUGUGACCAAAGCACAAACUUUUCAACUGCGCUAGAAGACGACAUUGACGCAAUCGACCCUGUGUUCGUUCUUUUUCUGCGGCGUAUAGAACGAUUAGAUCUUACACUCUUCAACUCCCUCUCGCGUGAUGAGCCGGUCAUCUCAAAAAGCUUUCAACUCGUCAACUGGACGCCAGGUUCUGGAAUUGUGUCCAUCAAAGACGAAAAUGCCAACACGAUGCGGCAUUUAUACAAGCACCAAUUCACCAUUAAGUAUGAAGGCACAGAAACCAGACGAGAAGAUAUUACAGAGACCGACAUUGUUUUGGCAUUUCCAGUGAAAAAGGAAUCGGGCACGUAUCUAGCCUCGAUACGGAAGCAGAACUUUGCCUUUGCGUACCUGCCUCUUGGGGACUUUGGAUUUAAGUUUGUUAUUCAGGCUGAUUUUCUUACCACGUCGAAUCGGCAAUCAGUCAAUGAAGAUAAAGACUGGAACAAAAAUAUUGCAGCCGCGAUUCCGCACGCUUUUGAGGCAGCUAUCGACGAGUUCAACUUUUGUAGCAGCAACUCAGACUUGGAGGAGCUUUCAAAAACAUGGCCGCUCUACCUCAGUCACAACUUUCAUGUCUCUAGCCCGUACUGGCGGAAUAUAGCAGAUAACAUAAAUGAGCAUCUCAGCAGAGCACUUAUCGUUAAAGACCGAACCGGCAUGGUCCAGGCGCCUAAAAGUCUCAUGUUUUUGGACUGGGCACACGAUCGCAAUGGUAAACCGAUGUUUGGGCCAAUGUGUAACUAUGUCUGCGAUGACUAUCCAGGGUCGGUCCGCGAGGCGCUCAUGUCGUUAGGUAUCACUGCCCCUGACUGGAAGUGGUUGUGCUCCAAGAUUCAGGAGCUCCACAAUACACAUAUGCUUUCCAUCAAAAUGCAAAGCAAAGAGUGGUGCUCGGACCUUGCUAAAGUGAUCCUUGAGCCACAGGAGUCUAGGGGUGACAGCAAUUAUGCAAGAGACCUGAAAGAUAUUCCUUUAAUCCCCAUGGCCACCGGCACCUGGAAGUGCCCUCCCUCUGCAGAUGAUCCAAUCUACUUUCCAGCGAGCUCCGGAACGAUCAUUCCACCGGGGCUGCCAUUGUCUCUGGUCGACGAGGAAGCUUGCGCUUGCUCCGAGAGGCGUAAGCUCUUUCGACUCCUUGGGGUAAAGGACUGUAACGUCCCAAAUGUCGUCAAGCAGAUCCUCGACUAUCACUCCAAGUUGAAUCUUGCAGUACUUGCUCACGUCAUCGCCCAGCUAAAAUACCUCUACAAAAUGCGACAGCAUUUGCGGCCCGGCGACAUGGACAAGGUAUACUUUGCGUGUUCCGCCAGCGAGCCCCUCGAGAGAGGCACUGAGGUAUAUGCCGAUAUUACUGUUGAUAGCAAGCUGAAACAGCUUUUCUCCGCCUUCAGCGACGCGCAUUUCUUGAAUAGCAACUACUUUGUACAACUCGAACCUUUUGAAAGAGCCGAGCUUGCAGAAUGGCUGAAUGAUGUGGCAAGCGUGGCGCUAGCCCCUCGCCUCAUCUCAACCACUUCCUAUGGGCUUCACAGAGACUUUGAAUGGUUGUUGUCUAAUCAACGCGAGCAUGUCUUAGAUAUCUUGCACCAGCAUUGGUGUCUUUAUAAGAAGUGCAUGACGAGCAUAGCGAAAGACACACUAGCAGGCCAUGAAUUCGUUUGUAAGUCGGGAGAUCAGGUUGCUUUGCGUAAGACGUACCUACCUUUCCCGAAACUUUUAGAAAAGGCUCAAGAAUUUGCUUACGCCGAAUACUGCAAUUUCCUGGUGUUACCUAACGGUGAUCCAAGUGACUGGACAUUUUUAAGCGAUUUGGGUGUCGGACAAGAUGAAGGGCUCGCCUUCUAUUUAUGGAUACUUAACCAGCCCGGUUUCAAGCGACACAUGGACAUCAACAGGUCAAAAAACCUUUAUUUAGCUAUUCAGUCACGGGCCUUUUCGCCUAUUGAGAAAGUGAUGGUCAAGUCUCUCGAUAGCUGUAUCUGGGUAGGACCCAAGGGCCUCUCGUCCAAGCCUGCCUUAAACCCAAUCUACGGCCAUGAAUUGGAUCGGCUUUUCCGAGAAAUCUUGGAAGUCCCAAACGCGACGAGUGCUGAAGUUCUAGACUAUCUUGAACAGCUUAGGCACAAUGAGUCAACGACCAUGACAGAUGUCGCUGAAGUCUACGUGUUUCUACAAACCCACUAUGCAGACAAAUUUAGUGUUAAUAACCAAACCCCCUGCAUUGCCGUGCCAUCUAUGGCGGGAUCUGCCAUCGAGUGGAAAACGCCGAGUCAGUGCGUGUGGAACGACGAGGAGUUUUCGCAAAAUGAGCUCAAGCUAGAGAGCAAGACCGCUAUCCGUCGCAUCGUAGAGCAGCAUGCACCGGCAGCAAAAGCUUUUUUCACCGACAUUCUCAAACUCCCAAAUGCUGGAGUUAAUGAGCUACUUGCUGACUUGGCAUUAAUGCAAAAAGAAAAUCGCGAUGAUCCAAAGCGAGUGCAUCGGCUUUAUGAGAGAAUUGAGAGCUGCCGUCGCUCCUCGCCAGCUGCUAUAAAAAUAGCUUUCAAGAAGGCUCCCCUCGUAUUUCUUCGGGGUAUCAACAAUCAAAGGGGCCGGUGGCUAUCACUCGAGGACUGCAUCUGGACCCGGUCGGUUCUGCGGAACAAGUAUGCCCUGAUGCCUUCGUUGAAUGAUUAUCGUGAUCUGUUCCGGUUUACAUUGAAAGUACCGAAUGCAUCCGUGGACAUGCUGGUCACUGAUUUGUUGGAGUCACUAAUGUACUGCCCCAUGGAAGAUGAGGACGAUUACCAGUACGUAAAAAAGCUUCUGCAAGAAAUUGCCCGCCUGUGGAAGGACAAUAAGGAUCUAGAACGACUGCACGGCACAAAUUGCUGGCCUUGCCACGCUCCACUUCGCCAACGCGAACUUUGCUCGAUUGGAAGCUUCUACGUCAAUGACCGGCAAGAUCUAUUUAACAUCUUCUCUAACAGUUAUACCUUUCUAGAUUUCGAAUUUGACAUCUCAAAACGUCUCGCAGAUUUGCUUCGUAAUCUAGGCUGCGACUCAUUUCUGUCCGACCAAGUUGUUAUAGAUACGGAAUCUCGUGAACCGCUUGAUUUCGAUCAUGACCUUACUAGCGAGUUUCGAGGCCGUGCGGAUGCAAUUGUAAAAUAUUUUGAGCAUGUCGAGUGCAAGUCACCUUACGAGCCUCGGCGCCUUUUUGAGAAUGCCACGGUCUGGAUUAGCGCAGACAUUAAGACGCACUAUACAUUGGGAGACACUACUGUGACGAGAAAUGAGGGAGGUUCCAGUGUAAAAGUCAGCCUUGGAGAAGAUGACACGGAGAAGCUGGAAAUAUUUGUCUCGGCAAAUAAGCAGACGCGCGAUUGUGCGCUUCUCGUAGACUUACCAGAGCAGCUCGUAGCAGCAAUGGAGCUUGAACCAGCCGAUCUCCCAGAUCUUUCUUACCUCCUGAGCGUGCCACUCGCCUCACUGAAAGUGUUGCUGGUCAAAAAGGGUUUCACUGGUGGGGACGCUGCAGACGAGAACGAAGAGCAUUUGGUAGCAGAUCCAGUCAACGAAGAGUCACGGGCCCAAAGGGGUAACAGCUCUGAUGAUGGUGGUGACGAUUUGUGGAUGACGUUCAGAAGUGGUGUUCGCUCGGAAACUAGCUCGCCCCAGGUUCGCUUGCAGAAUCAUCAGAAUUUACUUUCCGAUGAGAGCCCUCGCGAUCGACCAUUUACCCCCCAUUCCACAGCAACGGGUCUAUACAGCUCGAUCAAUCGCAACCAGAACAGGACGCGUAUUGAAAGCUUCGCCCAAAAUGCAGACCCUGUAUCUAACUCUCGACGUGGAAUCUUUCAGUUUGGUGGCGGAGGUGGGAUGUUUAAUAUGAGCACGUUGAGGGAGGCCUUGGAUGUCAACGAGCCUGCUUCUGUGUCGACGCCAAUUCAAGCCAAUGUUAGUCCACGCCGACGACCGAAUCCGAUUAGAAAUCGUAAUGAGGAGGAAGUGGCCCGUGACUUUGAGGUCGGCUUCUUGGGAGAACAAUUUGUAUACACCUUACUACACGAUACGCUCCAGCUGCCCGAUUUCACGGGCGAGGAUAACUGGACCAGCUCGCUGCGCUCUCGUGCUGGUUUCUCGACCUUCGGCAUCCGCGAAGUGUCGGAUUUUACCUAUAAGGACACGCAAGGCGUCCUAACCCGUCAUUUUCAGCGUAUGCAACACCCGUACAUAAAGCCAGAGUGGCUAUUCACGGUUUGCGACAAUGGCAAUGUGCCUCUUUAUCGAUUGGAGGUCAAGAGCACGACCAGUCAAGAUCCCACUACUACCUUUUAUAUGAGUGGACAUCAGCACAAAUUAGCAGAGAAGCUGCGCAUCACUUCCGCGAUGCCGUCAGAAGUCUACGCCGUUCUGCGCAUCUCGGGCUUAGAUGCGUUGGCAGAUGGAGCAAGUCACCAGCCGCAGUGGAGGGUGUAUUUGGAUCCAUACACGCGCGGCGAGGAGGGCUUAUUGAAUUUUUCUGUGCCCACGUAUGCCGUCACAGCUCAGCGUUGA